Alligator sinensis (Chinese alligator) is the source of this 1219-nucleotide messenger RNA. It is a transcript of the gene RAB17, whose product is annotated as RAB17, member RAS oncogene family. NCBI's taxonomy places the organism in Eukaryota, Metazoa, Chordata, Crocodylia, Alligatoridae. The record is from RefSeq and is a predicted model, not a curated record. Gene Ontology annotation, molecular function: GTPase activity; GTP binding. The transcript has 6 exons. Bases 81 to 752 code for a protein of 223 amino acids.
UUAGCUUCCUUCUCAGCCAGCCUGGCUUCAGUGGACUGAAGUCUUUCCUCCUUUGAAGAAAAAUAGCUGAUAGAAAGGAUAUGGCACAUAGAAAAAUGUGGAAGGAGAUGACUGUCACCUCAGAUGGACAUCACUCAAACCCAACCUAUGUCUACAAGGUGGUUCUCUUAGGGAGCAUGGCAGUGGGAAAGUCAAGCUUAGCCUUCCGAUAUGUGAAGAAUAGCUUCAGGGAAACAAUGCCAACUGUUGGAUGUUCUUUCUUCAAACAGAUGAUACGUUUAGAGACUGCCAAUAUCAUGUUUGAGAUCUGGGAUACUGCAGGUCAAGAGAAGUACCAUAGUGUUUGUCAUCUUUAUUACAGGGGUGCUAGAGCUGCUCUUCUGGUAUAUGAUAUUUCUAGAAAGGAAACUUUCAACAGAGCAAAGCUGUGGUUGAGGGAAUUAGAGAAGGACUUUCUUCAUGAUGAAAUAGUGAUCAUUUUAGUUGGCAAUAAGACAGAUCUUGCGACUGAACGAGAAGUCACGUCAGAGGAGGUGAAAGAGUUUGCAAGAAGCAAAGGCCUACUGCAUGCAGAAACAUCUGCAAAAUCCAACCAUCAAGUGACUGACAUUUUUAUGGCCAUAGCUCAGAAAUUAUUGCAACAGGAGCAACAGAAGGAGACUACGCCAGUCCAGUCUCAGUCCUGGAAGAAGUCACAUGUGGAUCUGAGAGCACCAAACAGUAACCAGAUUAAGAAGUGCUGCAAGAGCUAAAUGAAAUGGCAGUCUGGCCUAGAUUUACCAUUAAAAGGGGUUUAGGGGAAAGGGGGAAGGUGAGUGUGCAAAGACAGGAAGAAGGGAGGCAUUAUGUAUCGGGCUUAGUGCCAAUUUUGAUACGACAACAAAGUCCUUAUGAUGCAACUGGAAGAUUAUAUGGUUAUUUCUUUAUUUUCACAGUAUUAGUAUUAGAAUAACAAAUUCCCAUAUAGAAACAAUGGCAAGAUAUACAUGAGCUCAAAAAGCACUGCCAAUGACCAUAUUUUCUGUAAGAAAUAUAUGCGUUGUAUAAGAAUACAAUAUCUAGCAUCGCCAUAAAAAAAGACAACACUCAAGACAAUGUUCUGCCCUCCGCCCCCAGCCUUGUAAGUUCCACAACACCCACAGAACUUUGGAAGAAGCUAUUAAAUCACGUAUGCAAGUAGGGCACAGAAUAUGAAGUAUGAUCAAACUAAGAUUUCUCU